Cydia strobilella is the source of this 3940-nucleotide messenger RNA. RefSeq names its product septin-7 (gene pnut). The coding region runs from base 136 to 2289 and encodes 717 amino acids. Gene Ontology annotation, cellular component: septin ring; septin complex; microtubule cytoskeleton. Lineage: Eukaryota; Metazoa; Arthropoda; Insecta; Lepidoptera; Tortricidae. The transcript has 13 exons. Gene Ontology annotation, biological process: cilium assembly; intracellular protein localization; cytoskeleton-dependent cytokinesis. The record is from RefSeq and is a predicted model, not a curated record. Gene Ontology annotation, molecular function: GTP binding; molecular adaptor activity; GTPase activity.
ACCGCCUCCGACGGGCACUCGGCUCGUACGCUACUUCAAUCGCUCCAAAUCGCGAUCGUAUCGUAGUGCUCUCACAGUGACUCAGUGCGUGUUUCCGAUUCGUAACACUCGCAUGACGGAAUACAUGUUAAGGAGAUGAACGGCACCACGACCACGGUGAAUGGUGGCGCUGUCAAUGGUACUAAUGGAACCCUAAAUGGGAUUGGAGUCGCUCCGCGGACUGCCACUCUUGGCACCCCGAGCAGCUACGCGUACACGUCAAGUGGAUCGCUUCUAGGGAGAGGCGGCUCUGCAAGACCUGUGCCGCCUCCGACUCUUCCAAAGUACAGUGGGUCCUUCAGUGCCGGUAGCACGGGCAGCCUACGGGAGAGGGAUAGAGAAGGCACAGGUGGUUCUCACCGCUUGGCUAGCCUGGAACGAUUGGCCCUGAGGCAGCGUAUAAUCGAACAAAAUGCGAACAAUCAGGUGAUGGCCGGCUUAUCUCUCAACAAUAAUGCACUGACUGUGCCCACCUCAGCCACCGUCACCCUCACCGAUACGGCUACGUUACAAAGUAAACGCGAGCUGUUUUUCAAGUCAGAAACGGUAAGCGGCGCGACGGGCCCGCCGAGCUCGGCGCCGCCGGCGCCGCCGCUCGCGCCCUCCGCGCUCAAAGACUCACUCGCCAAGCGUUCGGCCACGCUGCCCGACAACCACGAGAACCACCACGAGGCUAACGGCGCCCCGCCGUCCGCCAAACUGAGCAACAGCGUGUCUAUAGACUCCGCGAAGUCGAAUGUGCCUCCAUCUGCACCGCCUCCUGUACCCACCACGGCGCCGCCGUCCGGCCCUGCGCCACUCAGGAGUACAGAGAACAUAAUCAAGAAAACUGACCACCCUCCGGUUGCGCCAAAACCAGACCUACCUAAAUUAGAAAAACCAAAAACCAAAGAACUAGAUGGAUAUGUUGGAUUUGCAAAUCUACCAAAUCAAGUGUACAGAAAAGCAGUUAAGAAAGGGUUUGAGUUCACAUUGAUGGUUGUAGGUGAGACGGGGCUCGGGAAGUCAACACUGAUCAACUCGUUGUUCCUAACCGACGUGUACGACAAGGACAAACAUCCGGGGCCGUCGCUACGCGUCAAGAAGACCGUCGGCGUAGAGACCAGCGUCGUCAUCCUCAAGGAAAAUGGAGUUAACCUCACGCUCACUAUCGUAGACACGCCGGGCUUCGGAGAUGCCGUCGACAACAGCAAUUGCUGGCAACCGAUAAUCGACUUCGUAGAAUCGAAAUACGAAGAAUUCCUAAACGCGGAGUCCCGAGUCACACGAAAGGCAGCGCCAGCCGACACGCGCGUCCACUGCUGUCUAUAUUUCAUCGCGCCCAGUGGCCAUGGACUGAAGCCCCUGGAUGUGGAGUUCAUGCAGAGGCUGGGGGAUAAGGUCAACAUCAUACCGGUCAUCGCGAAAGCUGACACUAUGACGCCUGAGGAAUGCAAAGACUUUAAAGAACAGAUAAUGAAAGAGAUCGCCGAGCACAAGAUCAAGAUCUACUCGUUCCCCGAGAGCACGGGCGAGGAGGAGGCGGGCUCGGGUACGGGCGCGGAGGCGGGCAGGCUGCGUGCGCGCGUGCCGUUCGCGGUGGUGGGCGCCAACACCGUCAUCGAGCAGGACGGCAAGCGUGUGCGCGGCCGCAAGUACCCCUGGGGCGUGGCCGAGGUGGAGAACCUGGAGCACUGCGACUUCCUGGCGUUGCGCAACAUGGUGAUCCGGACGCACCUGCAGGACCUCAAGGACGUGACCAGCUCCGUGCACUACGAGAACUACCGCUGCCGCAAGCUGGCCGGCCUCUCGCACGACGGCAAGCCGCACAGGAUCAACUCCAAUAAUUUGUGCCCACAAGGACUGAUGAACAGUUUCAUGACCGUGUGGAACCCCCUGGCUCAAAUGGAAGAAGAAAAGAGGGAACACGAUCUUAAAAUGAAGAAAAUGGAGAGUGAAAUGGAACAGGUGUUCGAGAUGAAGGUGCGCGAGAAGCGCGCCAAGCUGAAGGAGUCGGAGGCCGAGCUGGCGCGCCGGCACGAGGCCACGCGCCGCGCGCUCGAGGCGCAGGCGCGCGAGCUGGAGGAGCGCCAGCGCGCGCUGCAGGCGGAGCGCGCCGCGUGGGAGCGAGACACCGGCCUCUCGCUCGACGACCUGCGCCGGCGCUCGCUCGAGGCCAACAGCAAAGAGACCGUCGACGGUAAAGACAAGAAGGACAAGAAAAAGAAAGAUUGGUCUUUUAAGAGUGUCACAUCCGGAAUAGCUAUUUAAUAUUGGUGACAACCCCAAUACAAGGCACCACAUGUAUUUACAUAUUUUACGUGUAAGAAGUAGCUAUGAUUGUAGCGUAAUUGAACAACGAUUUAUUAAAGACUAUCAGCUGGGUGUAACCAUAAUAUUACACUACAAACCAGUACAGGUUUCUAUACGAGAUUACUUUUUGUAUGUGUUUUAUAAGUUUUUUUCCAUGACAAAGCAUUUAUAUGAUAAGUGAGGCCUAAUUUUGUACGACUUGUGCUUCAAAGGAAUUUUGUAGUAUGGAUUUUACAAGGUGGUUUAAUAUUUUGGAUCCGUUUUUUAAAUUACUGUAUCAUUGACGAAAGUAAGCACAAACAGUACUUUGACACUUUAUAAUUCGACAUGGACGUCCACAAAGAUGCCAAAUAGCUUUUAAUGGUCUGCAUAAGUAAGACCUCGGUCUUUACAAUAUUGUAAUUUAACAAGUAUUUUACGAGAGCUGUAUCGUAAUUAUCAAAUACAAAUAUAAUAAACAUUGACUUGACUUCUCAGCUCAAAAACUGUGUGACAUUAAACUCUAGGCACUAAAAUCUUUACUGAUAAAUAUAGCAUAAUAAACUUUACAAAAGCUAGCUGUGAAGAGUUUUAUUUUCUGUUAUAUUUGUAAGUAGAGAUGUUACGUACUGUAGACGAAAAAUAUAAAUUAGGACACCAUUCUAAAUCUUAACGAUAAAUUAGAUAAAAAUAAUUUUUACUUCGUUUUCAAUACAUAUUAAUACGAUUUUGGCUUAUUGGAGUGAGGAAGCGUUCUCGGCUUAGUGAUACGGAACAUGCUCAUAGCUCAGUUGUGACAUAGACUCAAUAGCUCUAGCUAGGUGUUAGCGUUUCAAAUAUUUGUAAUGGAGUGGAGUGAGGUUUGUUCACCAUUCAUAUUAUUAUAUUUGAUUACCGCAGACAUAAUACUUUGUAAUUUAAAUCACCACUCAUAUCGCUAAAAUAUAUAAGUUAAUAAAUAUUUAGAUAAGACAUUACGACACCACGUUCUUUUUUGUUGAACUAAUUCGACAUACUUGUAGAGUUUCUAUUUAUUGUGAUUAUAUUCUUUAAUGUAUUGCAUACUCGCAUUUGUUUAUGUAAAUAUUUUUGUUUUGUAGUCACGAUUACACAUGGGACAUAAAGUAUAAAAUAUCAAGUUAUUCAAUAGAUUAACUUGAUAUAUUGAACUUGGUGACUGCAAGUAACUUAUUAUGAAAUGGGUCAUUUUUUGAGCGUUUGUUCCGAAUCGUCUUUAUAAACACGACACAUUAUUUUAGAAGAGGCAGUAGAUUUUGAUGGUGUUUCCGGUUGUCUCAUACAUGGUCUCUUCCAAAUAACCGGAAAUAGCAUAGGUGAGGCGGUUUAAACGCUGAAAAAUAUUUCCGAUAUGCAUAAUCGUUUACCAGUAAUGCCAUGGUUUAAUUAUAUUUAAUUCCUGUAACGCAGUAUUGACUUCCGCAUUAAGUAAGGAGUUUAGUGGUAAGAUUAUGCUUAAUUUUGUAUUUUGUGUAGGGUCGCGGCCCACUUUACCAUACUGAUCAUUUGCUUAGUCAUAGCGAGGAUAUGUGAUGUAUGCGGGGACGAAGUUCAGUCGGUGUAAUAUAUUGUACCUUUGAAUAAAAUAUAAAUAAAUACGUAAUAUAUAGGC